CAUGGAGCAAGCAACAGCGACCUCGACCAAGUACGGUGGAGACCCAAAUCCGCUCGACACCACCGGCCUCUGCCUGCUGUCCCUCGAUGGCGGCGGCGUGCGCGGGCUCUCGACGCUCUACAUCUUGAAGAGCAUCAUGGACCGACUCAACUACGCGCUAAAGAAGGAUCGACUGGAGCGCGGGCUAGAGGAGCUCCCUCCAAUGAGACCAUGCGAAGUGUUCGACCUCAUCGGCGGUACCAAUACCGGCGGGCUGAUUGCGGUCAUGCUCGGACGUCUCGAAAUGGACGUCGAUGAAUGCAUCGAUGCAUACAGCGAGCUCGCCGCAGCCGUCUUCGGCGAGAAACUAACCCCCAUUCCAGUCAAAAUUGAGGGCGAAGUUAAGCCGCAAUUCGAUUCCGCGAGGCUGGAGACCGCGAUUCGAAAGGUGGUAACGCGAGGCGGUGCGCCCGAGACCGCCCUAUUCAACGAUGGGAUUGAGCGCGGGUGUAAAACCUUUGUGUGUACGGUCGAUCGCGAUACAUGUAACAUUAUCCGUCUUCGGAGUUACAGCCUACCUCACGAGUCAAACAUUCCAUCUACCAUCUGUCAAGCCGCUCUCGCGACGUCGGCCACUACUACAUUCUUCGAAUCAGUUAGUAUCGGACAUCGCUCAUUUACCGACGGCCAGCUAGGUGCAAACAAUCCGGUAGACCAAGUAGAAGGAGAGGCGGGGAACAUCUGGUGCCCGGAGACUGGAGAGUUAAAACCUCUUGUCAAAUGCUUUAUCUCUAUUGGGACAGGGAACCCGGGCAAUAAGGCAUUCGAAGAUAAGACAAUUGAUGUCCUUAGCCAGACCGUGGUGGAGAUCGCUAAGGAGACUGAGAAUACGGAGAGAAAAUUUAUAGACAGGUGGGCAGGAAAAUUUGAUGAAAAGCGGUAUUUCCGCUUUAAUGUUGAGCAAGGGCUACAAAGCAUCGGGCUUGAGGAAUACAACAUGAGAGGGCGGAUCGAGGCCCUUACAGAAGCCUAUAUCACCCACAAAGACCGGUAUUUUAGGAUGCGGGAUUGCGUUGGCAACUUGAGACUCAAGCAGAGUAUGGCAGCGACUAAUCUUUCAUAUCUAAUUAAUGAAUAUAAUGUGCGACGCACAAUAGCGCUUCACACUACACCACGAGCAGAAGCACCGUGGAUUAUGCCUUUUCAGAGAAACCCACAAUUUGUCGGGCGGGCUUCGGAACUUGCACAGAUCAAUGAUUUGCUUGCAAACGACAGUCGCUGCGAGCGCGUGGCCAUUGUUGGUCUCGGAGGAGUGGGGAAGACGCAGAUCGCGCUCGAGUCUGCCCAUCGGUGGCGGGAGGAGCACUCGCAUUGUGCAGUGUUCUGGAUACCGGUGACGAACGUCGAGAGCAUGCUGGAGGCAUAUGUGGAGAUUGGCCGGCAACUGAAGAUCCCGAAUGUCGAGCAGGAGAAGGCAGACGUGCAGAGGCUCGUGCAGCGCAGGUUGAGCGAAGAGAGCUCUGGGAGGUGGCUGAUCGUAUUCGAUAACGCCGACGACAUCGACCUGUGGACGGAGAAAGUAAGCAAGCCAGCUGACUUAGGCCGCCGACUCGACUCCCUGCCCAAGAGCAAGCACGGAUCGAUCCUGUUCACGACGCGGAGUCGAAAGGCGGCGACGAAGCUAGCCGGAAAGAAUGUGGUCUCGGUUAGCGAGAUGGACGAUGCCACGGCGAAGGGCCUGCUUGAGAAAUCUUUGAUCGACCAGGACCUGUUAGAGGACGAGCAAGCUACAGCGGAUUUGCUCCUGAAGCUCACGCGUCUCCCACUUGCCAUCGUCCAAGCAGCCGCAUAUAUCAACGAGAAUCAGAUUAGCCUCUCAGAGUAUGUCGCCCUUCUUGACGACACAGAGCAAAACCAAAUCGAGCUCCUAAGCGAGGAAUUUGAGGACGAAGGGCGAUACGAAGACAUCAAGAACCCGAUCGCAACGACAUGGCUCAUCUCCUUCGAGCAGAUCCGGACGCGCGAUCCGCUGGCGGCAGAGUACCUGUCGUUCAUGGCAUGCGUCGACGCGAAGGACAUCCCGCAGUCGCUGCUGCCGCCAGCGCAGUCGGCCAAGAAGGCGGUUGAUGCAGUCGGGAUGCUGAGCGCCUACUCUUUCGUCAGCAAGCACAAGACAGGCCAGCUGCUGGACCUCCACCGGCUCGUACAUCUGGCGACAAGGAACUGGCUACGGACGGAGGGGCGUCUUGGAGAGUGGGCGGGCAAAGCCGUAGAACGACUGGAGGAGGUGUUUCCGGACGACGACCACUCGAACAGGGCCGUGUGGAGGAUGUAUCUGCCGCACGUACGCUAUGCCUUAGGGUUAGGGUCAGGAUCAGGGUCGGAGGAGGUAGAAAGUGAGAAGACAAAGCUGCUCUGGAAGUUCGGGAAGUGCGCGCGCAGUGAUGGAAGGGAUGUGGAAGCGGAAAAGGCUUUUGAGCAGGUGGUGAAGAUUCGCAGGAGAGAGCUGGGCGCGGAACAUCCCGACACGCUGAGUAGCAUGAGGUAUCUUGGAUCGACAUACAGGAACCAAGGGCGAUGGAAGGAGGCUGAAGAACUGUUUGUUCAGGUGAUGGAGGCUAGCAAAGAAGUACUUGGGGAGGAGCAUCCGAAUACACUAGCUAUCAUGGCAAGCUUGGCGACGACGUACAACAAGCAAGGCCGGUGGAAAGAGGCAGAGAAGCUAAGGGUACAAGAUCUGGAGACGAGUAAGAGGGUGCUUGGGGAGGAGCAUCCUUCCACGCUGACCAGCAUGAAAAACCUGGCGUCGACGUACAGUGAUCAAGGCCGGUGGAAGGAGGCUGAAGAGCUGGAGGUGCACGUAUUGGAGAUAAGGAAGAGGGUGCUGGGCGCGGAGCACCCUUCCACGUUGCGGAGCAUGAACAACCUUGCCUACACUUGGAAGAGCCUAGGCCGACAUACAGAGGCUCUCAAAUUAAUGGAAGAAUGUGUAAAGCUCCGAAUUCGGAUCAUGGGCGUUGACCAUCCCCAUACUUUGUCUUCCUCUACAACGUUGAGUAGGUGGCAAAUCGAGAACUUGGAGAUUGGUGAUGCGAUUAGUUAG
Periconia digitata is the source of this 3082-nucleotide messenger RNA. The record is from the annotation of a GenBank genome assembly. NCBI's taxonomy places the organism in Eukaryota, Fungi, Ascomycota, Dothideomycetes, Pleosporales, Periconiaceae.